This is a messenger RNA of Trachemys scripta elegans, 4877 nucleotides long. RefSeq names its product transducer of ERBB2, 2 (gene TOB2). The coding region runs from base 341 to 1357 and encodes 338 amino acids. Gene Ontology annotation, cellular component: cytoplasm; nucleus. NCBI's taxonomy places the organism in Eukaryota, Metazoa, Chordata, Testudines, Emydidae. Gene Ontology annotation, molecular function: transcription corepressor activity. The record is from RefSeq and is a predicted model, not a curated record. Gene Ontology annotation, biological process: regulation of gene expression. The transcript has 2 exons.
UUUUCAUUUACUUUGCUCACUUUGGGCCAGGGCGAGGGAGGCUCCGGAUCCCAGCCGAGGGAGAGGAGGGGGGAGAAACCAGCUAGGGGGCGCCCCAACCAACCCCUCCCACCCAGGCCAUAGCAGGGGGGAGUCACCCACCCCAACCCCAUCCGCACCCCGCGAAAAAGAGAGAGAAAAAAGAAACCGCCAGAGAAACCCUCCAGCAACACCCACCCCCGGCAGGAGCAAGGAGCCGCCCGCGCUGCAGCUGAGGACGAAGAUCGCUUGGAGCCAAAUCUUGUGUAUGUUGUUUGUCUCUUUCAAUACACUGCCCUGACUUGCUUGCUGUGAAGGGAGUAUGCAUCUGGAGAUCAAAGUUGCUCUGAACUUCAUCAUCUCGUACCUGUAUAACAAGCUUCCCCGGAGGCGGGCAGACCUGUUUGGUGAAGAGCUAGAACGCCUGCUGAAGAAGAAAUAUGAGGGCCACUGGUACCCGGAAAAGCCUCUGAAGGGUUCUGGCUAUCGCUGCGUCCACAUCGGGGAAACGGUGGAUCCGGUGGUGGAACUGGCAGCCAAACGGAGCGGGCUGGCCGUAGAGGACGUGCGGGCCAAUGUGCCUGAAGAACUGAGCGUCUGGAUCGAUCCUUCAGAGGUCUCCUACCAGAUUGGCGAGAAAGGGUCUGUCAAGGUCCUGUAUCUGGAUGACAGUGAGGGCUGCAGUGCAGCUGAGCUGGACAAGGAGAUCAAGAGCAGCUUCAACCCUGAUGCCCAGGUGUUUGUCCCCAUUGGUAGCCAGGACAACUCCUUGUCCAACUCGCCAUCGCCAUCCUUUGGCCAGUCACCCAGCCCCACCUUCAUCCCCCGCUCUGCCCAGCCCAUCACCUUUACCACUGCCACGUUUGCUGCCACAAAGUUUGGCUCCACCAAGAUGAAGAAGGGUGGGGGUGGGGGAGCAGGAGCUCAACAGCAGCAGCAAAGGAUGGCCAGGUCACCCACCAACAACCUGCUGAAGCACAAGGGCCUCUCCCUCUCUAUGCAUUCUCUGAACUUCAUCGGGGGCGGGGGGAGUCAAGCUCCUCAGUCGCAGCUCUCCCCCAAUGCCAAGGAGUUUGUUUACAAUGGCGGAUCGUCUGGAGCCAGCGGCCUCUUCUUUGAGGGUGUCACCAAUGAGAAUCAGGGCGGCAGCAUCCCGCCGGCCUCCCAGUUCAACACUAGCACCAGCGGCGGCAGCGGCUUUGACAUGGCUCAGGUCUUCAGCAGCAGCAACAACAGCCUCUUUCUGGAGAAGUCUCCCUUUGUGGAAGGACUCAGCUACAACCUGAACGCCAUGCAGUAUCCCAGCCAGUCUUUCCAGCCUGUCGUCCUGGCCAACUGACCGGGAGGAAGGAGAGUAUUUGGGGAAAACAAGAAUUAAAAAAAAAAAAAAAAAGAGAAGAAAAAUGAAAAAUAGAAAUAUACAAAAAUUUGAAAUCUUAUAAAUAUAGCUUCUUGGAAAGAGAGACAACCCCGGAGUCAUUGUGCUGUGCCGGGCAGCGCUCCUGAAGCACUGAAUUGUUUUUUAACUCAAUCCCCGUGCUUUUUCCUACCCACUUUUUUACUCCUGUAAUGGGUUUGUUUGAUCCAGAAAUGGUAGAAACAAAGGUCACUUUAUCUUCCUGUCUCCCAACUUCCUCCUCAGAGCUGGGCUUUAGUAUCUUGUUCUUUGGUGUAGAGAUGGCCUGUUCUGGGCAUUCCCAUAUCCUUGGGUGCUAGGCUGCCUUGCUGAGAGGGGCGAGGGUAUUUGUUUGGUUUUCAGUGCCGGGCAAGAGGUGCACAGUUUCAAUGUAUGCUUCCCAGAGAGGUAUGUGGGGGGCUUGCUUCUUACCAUGAUUCCUCUCCUCUCCCAGGGAACAGACAGGGUGAGUUUACCGAGUUCCCCUUACCCUGCCUGCUUUAGACUGCUAUGAUCUUGUCAUCCAAAACCCUUCAAAACUGCCACAGUUGAUGCCAGCCUCUGUUUUGGAAUAAGAUUCCCCCAAUCUCCUUUUCCUUGGCAGGCGGGUAAGUUGGAGCACUACUAUGAAACAGCUGCUUCCUGCUGUCUUCCCUCUCUACACUUUCACCCAGAGGUGAAUGCUGGAGAAGAACAGCACUGUGUUAUACCAGUGAGUCCAUUUAUGAUUCCUACUCCCACCCUCAUGCACGAAGGAUCUUGUCUGAGCUGGUCUCUUCAAGUUGGGCAGAGCCAGUGUCAGUUCAAUAGGGUUGCUAUUAUAUACAAGCACUACAGUAGGUGUACCCACUGCUGUUUAUAGGGAGGAAGUAUCAGUCCUUAUGUAUUGCACUUCUCUUUCAGGGGACAUGGUUAGAUAUGCUGCCUCUCACAUUCUUAUGUGCUUUUCUUCCCCUCCAAUGUAAGCAGCAUCCACUGAUGUUCCUUUGGAGCAGUCUCCAAAUGUUUUGAGUUCUCUUACUCUCAGCUACCUUUGGUUACAGGCUUUCGGGGGGAAAGGGUUUCCUGCUUUUGAAGAGGCAGCACCGCUUUCUGGAGAGAGCAGGGGGUUGCAUCCCCCAGGCUGCUUUCCUGAUUGAUAGCUUGAGGGAUGUCACUUCCUGUUUUCUCUUAUUAAAAGAUAUAAUAAAGUGUGACCAAACUCCCUUUGCUUUCCUUCUGGAAGGAUGGGGAAGGAAGGGGAGGGGCAGGUGACUUAGUACAGAGGGGAAUGCCCAGGGGGGAUUGUACUCAGCCCCUAGUGUUAACUGAUCAAUCCAGGCAGAGAGACACAGUCUAGAGGGGGCUCGCUGCAGAAUAGGGACUAAUACUUUGAAAUGACUGAUGGUGUGGGGAGAAGAAACUGAUAUUCCAGGACCUAGAUGAAUAGUUGUCCCCUCCUCAUUAUUGGGAGUAACAAAGAACUAGGAAUCCUAAAGCUGCUCCCUAGUUUUUCCCUUCACACACACACCCCAAAAAAAUGCUGGAACAAGGGAAGGAGUAGGACAGUAGUGGCCUUUGAUAGUCUGCUUCUGCAUCUUGUUAUUCCAUAGCCUGCCUCCAUGAUGUGUGGGAAUCCCUAUUUCUCCCAGGUGGGGCAACCUAGAACCCCCUGGGAUUGGGGACUCCAGGUGGGAAAACUGCCUCCUGGGGUGUCAGCCUUGGGCUAGGAAGACCGUGAAGAGGAAAGGUCUGAAGCAGAUGCAUCUAGCUUUGGGGCAUUCCUUUUUUAACAAUCUUUUCCAGCUCUGCUGUCUCCCAUGUUUGUUUUUAACUAAACCUGUCUCUGGAGCUUCUUCCGAGACUCACCUCAAGUAAUUAAGGGAUAAGAUCCAGUUUACUUUUCCAAAACUUCACUGUCUAUCAGUGGGAGGAGGCUUUGAACUCCCAUUUCUCCCCACCCCCAAAAACCCCCGAGUUGAUGACGCUCCAGCCCUCAUGUCUUUGUGUGUGUGUGUGUUGUGAAUGAAUCUUAUUUGGGUUAAGGAGACUGCCCUGCCACAACUGACACUACCCUGGUCUCAGUAGGGGGCUUGUUUCUAAAUCCCCAUCACUAUUGCAUUAAUGGGAAGAGCACUCUUCUGAUUGGGUUGAAUCCCAACACACCAUUUCCCAAAACAGGCUGCUUGCCACUUAUUGGCUGUGACCCAAAUGGCGGGUGGGUGGGAGGCAAGGGCAGCCACUACUAAGCAGUCUAUCCUAGCAUGAGGUGUGAAACCUGCAGGUUGAAGAUGGAAAAACUAGACUGAGACUCGGGGGAUCUGUUUAGCUGAUCCUCUUUCCCACCAACUUUACUACUGCCACCCAGUUCCUCCCCUUUGAGCGUACUAUAGACUGCCAGACUAUUGCACUGGACUAAAUAACUCUCCGCACCUCAGGGGACCGGCUGGCUUCGCAGCCCAGUUUCCUUUGUUGUUUCCACCCGUCUCAUCCUUCAGCAAAAUGCUGCCACAAGUCACUGCCUUUGUGCACCCUCUUAUGGCGUAGGAAGGGAGGGAGAGAUGGAACAUCACCAGCCACCUGCUAUGUGUGUGUGAAGCUUUGACGCUGCUUUAACCUGCUUACACGUAUUGUAACUGCUUUAAAAAUAGUGUUGCAAAGACGAGGAGGGAAAGGGGAGGGGACCAACCUCUUUGUAUCUUAAAGGGGAAAAAAGCGUGCUUCAGAAGCGUUUCUCCAGCACUGGUGGCAAUUAAACUAAUGGCCUUUUUUGGUCUGGUUUUGGAUUUAGGCGUUCAGCUUCGAUUUUAUUUUUUAAAACCUGCACUAAUUAACCUGGUUUCUUAGGAAAAGAGAGCAAGAGAGAUUUUUUUUUUAACUUUUAUUUUUUAUGGGUUUGUGUUUUUUUGUUGAUGUCCGUUUGUAUUGAAUAAUUUGCUACAUUUGUAAAAUGUAAGAGGUAUAUAUAAUAUAUGUAUAUUUCUAACGUAAAAAAUGUAAUUUUUUCUUUGAGAUUUUUUCUUAAGAGGAGAGAAAAUAUUUUUUCAGGAAAAAAAACUUUAAAAAAAAAAAAGCAGUGAAAAUUCCUUUCUCCAUCCCCCAGCUCCCUCCUUCCCCCUCCCUAACCCCUUGUGAAGAGAGAAUCAACAACUGUAUGAUCUUGGAGACAGAGAGAGAAAAUGUGUGAACACAAAGAGGACAGAAUUAUGUAUGUUUCUUAAUGUAGAAGGUUCCUAUGUUUGUUCUGUUUGUUUUUAUGAGAAGGGGUCUACUGAGAGGGGGAUCAGGGGGUUGCUGUUUUUUUCUUUAGCGAAGGAGGAAUACAAUCAGAGUUUUGUAUUCAGAAUGUUGUGCAAUAUUUUGGAACGGGACAUUGGCGUGUCUAGAGAUUUAGUUAAAAACAAAACAAAAAGUUGAUCAAAUCUGUACAGUUUCUAUUGUUCCAGAUUUUUUUAAGUUUGUAUUAAAAGCAUGAUAUAUAAUA